UGGAGCAAUGCUAAAAUUCAAAGAAGCUGCUAAGUGUGUGAGUGAAUCAGUAGCCGUUUCCAGUGAUCCAGAGACCUUGGUAGCAAGAAGAUAUGUGCUUCAACAGAAACUUGGCAGUGGAAGUUUUGGAACUGUCUAUCUGGUUUCAGACAAGAAAGCCAAACAAGGAGAGGAAUUAAAAGUACUGAAGGAAAUCUCUAUUGGACAACUAAAUCCAAAUGAGACUGUGCGGGCCAAUUUGGAAGCCCAGCUACUCUCCAAGCUGGACCACCCAACUAUUGUCAAGUUCCAUGCAAGCUUUGUGGAGCAAGAUAAUUUCUGCAUUAUUACAGAGUACUGUGAGGGCCGAGAUCUGGACUGUAAAAUUCAGGAAUAUAAAGAAGCUGGAAAAAUAUUUCCAGAAAAUCAAAUAAUAGAAUGGUUUAUCCAGCUGCUGCUGGGAGUUGACUACAUGCAUGAAAGGAGGAUACUUCAUCGAGACUUGAAAUCAAAGAAUAUAUUUCUAAAAAGCAAUCUGCUUAAAAUUGGGGAUUUUGGAGUUUCUCGACUCCUAAUGGGAUCCUGUGACCUGGCCACAACGUUAACUGGAACACCCCAUUACAUGAGUCCUGAGGCUCUGAAACACCAAGGAUAUGACACAAAGUCGGAUAUCUGGUCGCUGGCAUGCAUUUUAUAUGAGAUGUGCUGCAUGAAUCAUGCAUUCACUGGCUCCAAUUUCUUGUCCAUUGUUUUAAAAAUUGUUGAAGGCGACACACCUUCUCUCCCCGAGAGAUAUCCAAGAGAACUAAAUGCUAUUAUGGAAAGCAUGUUGAACAAGAGUCCUUCAUUGAGACCAUCUGCUCUGGAAAUUUUGAAAAUUCCUUACAUUGAUGAACAGCUACAGCACCUGAUGUGUAGAUAUUCAGAAAUGACUCUGGAAGAUAAGAAUUUGAAUUGUCAGAAGGAGGCCGCUCAUAUAAUUAAUGCCAUGCAAAAAAAGAUCCACCUACACACUCUGAGGGUGCUGUCUGAAGUGCAGAAAAUGACGCCAAGAGAAAGGAUGCGGCUGAGGAAGCUCCAGGCAGCUGAUGAGAAAGCAAGGAAGCUGAAAAAGAUUGUGGAAGAAAAAUAUGAAGAGAAUAACAAACGAAUGCAAGAAUUGAGAUCUCGGAAUUUUCAGCAGCUGAAUGUUGAUGUACUCCAUGAAUAAAAACAUUUAAUAGGAAUGGAAGAAAAGGUGCAGCAACCUGAGGGAAGACUUUCUUGUUCACCCCAGGAGGAGGAUGAAGAGAGGUAGCCAGGCAGGGAAGAAGAAUUUGAUGAACCAACUUCAGAGAACCUGCCUGAGUCUCAGCCUAUUCCUUUUCUGAACCUCAGUGAACUUGAAUCAAGUGUAGAGGACACUACAGCUGACCUUGGACAUCAUGAGAUCCCAGAAGACCCACUUGCAGCUGAAGAGUAUUAUGCUGAUGUGUUUGAUUCCUAUUCUGAAGAGAGUGAGGAGGAGGAGGAAGAAAUAGUGUUCUCAGCAUUAGAGAGAGAGGUCAAGGAUGAGGGACCCCAGCCUCCUUACAGAACAAACCAACAGGACAGUGAUAUUGAAGCUUUGGCCAGGUGUUUGCAAAAUGUCCUGGGUUGUACCUCUCUAGAUCAGCCAUCCAGAAGCUGGGGACAGAAGUAUUUGAAGAGGUCUAUAAUUACCUCAAGAGAGCAAGGCAUCAGAAUGCCAGCGAAACGGAGAUCCAGGACCGUCUCGAAAAAGUGGUGCCGCGGGCCAGCGACUGUUUUGAAGUAGACCAGCUCCUCUACUUUGAGGAGCAGUUGCUGA
Molecule: messenger RNA, 1807 nt
Organism: Propithecus coquereli (Coquerel's sifaka)
Lineage: Eukaryota; Metazoa; Chordata; Mammalia; Primates; Indriidae
Gene: NEK11
Product: NIMA-related kinase 11
Exons: 16
Biological process (GO): protein phosphorylation
Molecular function (GO): protein kinase activity; ATP binding
Source: RefSeq, a predicted model, not a curated record